CAAAAUAAAAACAAACAAAAUAAAAUAAAACAUUUUCGUUAUUUUUUGAAUUUGAAAAUUUUGAAUCUUUAAGAUCCAAAAUUGUCCCCAUUAUUCAUUCGUUCGUCACGUUCGUUCAGUUCUUGGUUACAUUGAAACGUUUCGAUUUGGAUCUCUUUUCAACUCGUCAUGGAGGCGAUCGAUGAACUCGCUGAGUUGUCCGAGUCGAUGCGGCAAGCCUCCGCCGUGCUUGCCGACGAAGACCUCGACGACAAGUCGACCUCCAAACUUCCUUCGACUUUCCUCAACGUCGUCGCUUUAGGCAAUGUCGGUGCUGGUAAAUCUGCAAUUUUGAAUAGCUUGAUUGGACAUCCGAUUUUGCCAACUGGUGGAAAUGGUGCUACUCGGGCUCCUAUAUGUGUUCAAUUAAACAGGGAUAGCUCUUUAAGCGCUCAGGCUAUUCAAUUACUGAUAGACAAUAAAUCGCAAGAAGUUUCACCAAGUGCUCUUCGGCAUUCUCUUCAAAAUAGGCUAAGCCAAGGCGUGAGUCGUGAUGAAAUAUAUCUGAAAAUUCGUACCAGUGCAGCUCCGCCUUUGAAGUUGAUUGACUUACCUGGAUCAGAUCAAAGAAUUAUGGAUGAUACAAUGAUUAGCAAGUAUGUUGAGCACAAUGAUGCUAUUUUGCUAGUUAUUAUACCUGCUACCCAAGCACCAGAAAUUUCAGCAUCUCGAGCUCUCAAAAUUGCGAAGGAAUAUGAUGCAGAGAGUACUAGAACAGUUGGUGUUAUUAGUAAAAUUGAUCAAGCAGAGGGAGAACCAAAAGCACUUGCAGCUGUUCAGGCUCUCCUAAUGAAUCAGGGUCCACCAAAAACAUCUGAUAUUCCAUGGGUUGCUGUAAUUGGUCAAUCUGUCUCUAUAAGUUCUGCACCAUCUGGAAGUGCUGCAUCAGAGAGCCCUUUAGAAGCUGCUUGGCGAGCUGAGAUAGAAACACUAAAAAAGUCGCUGACUGGAGCUCCUCAAAAUAAGCUUGGUAGAAUUGCUUUGGUGGAUGCCAUUGCUGGGCAGAUGCGUAAUCGUAUGAAAGUCAGGCUUCCAAAUCUCCUUUCUGGGCUUCAAGGUAAGUCUCAAAUGGUUCAGGAUGAAUUAGUGAGGCUUGGUGAACAAUUGGUUGAUAGUUCAGAAGGUACAAGGGCUUUAGCUUUGCAGCUGUGCCGUGAAUUUGAAGACAAGUUUCUCCUGCAUUUAACAGGCGGUGAAGGUAGUGGUUGGAAAGUUGUUGCAAGUUUAGAGGGCAACUUUCCUAACAGGAUCAAGCAACUCCCCUUAGAUAGACAUUUUGACAUAAACAAUGUGAAGAGGGUUGUCCUAGAAGCAGAUGGUUAUCAACCUUAUCUUAUAUCUCCGGAGAAAGGGUUAAGGUCUUUAAUAAAAAGUGUCCUUGAGAUGGCAAAGGAACCAUCACGUCAGUGCAUUGAUGAGGUGCAUCGUGUAUUGGUGGAUUUAGUUUCUUCAGCCGCAAAUGCCACUUCUGGUCUUGGAAGAUAUCCUCCUUUUAAGAGAGAGGUUGUGGCAAUUGCAACUGCUGCACUGGAUGGAUUUAAGAAUGAAGCAAAAAAGAUGGUAGUUGCACUGGUUGAUAUGGAGCGUGCGUUUGUUCCACCUCAACACUUCAUCCGUUUGGUGCAAAGGCGAAUGGAUAGACAACGUCGUGAGGAAGAGCAAAAGAGCCGAUCCUCAAAGAAGGCAGUGGAGGCAGAGCAGUCCUUACUGAAUAGGGCAACUAGCCCCCUAACAGGUGGACAACAAUCUGGAGGAAGCUUGAAAUCAAUGAAAGAUAAAUCUGGUCAACCAGAUAAGGAUGUGACAGAGAGUUCAACAACCUUAAAGACUGCAGGGCCUGGUGGUGAGAUAACAGCAGGAUUUUUGUUGAAGAAAAGUUCUAAAACAAAUGGGUGGAGCAAGAGAUGGUUUGUUUUAAAUGAGAAAACUGGCAAGCUUGGCUAUACCAAAAAACAAGAAGAAAGACAUUUCCGUGGUGUGAUCUCCUUGGAGGAAUGCAAUGUUGAGGAAAUGUCUGAUGAGGAAGAUGCUUCUUCAUCAAAGAGCUUGAAAGAUAAAAAGGCUAGUAAAGCAGAAAAAGGACCCAGUCUUCUUUUCAAGAUCACAAGCAGGAUUCCAUAUAAGACUGUUAUGAAAGCUCACAGUGCUGUUCUGUUAAAGACUGAGACUGUGCAAGAAAAGGUUGAAUGGAUAAACAAGCUGAGAAAUGUGAUCCAGUCUAGAGAAGGUGAUGUGAGUGUUAGGGGUGAACCUGGUCUUCCCAUGCGGCACAGUCAUUCCGAUGGCUCACUGGAAACAAUGGCUAGAAGACCUGCAGAUCCAGAAGAAGAGCUUCGGUGGAUGUCUCAAGAAGUACGUGGUUAUGUCGAAGCUGUUCUUAACAGCCUUGGUGCCAAUGUGCCAAAAGCAGUCGUUCUUUGCCAAGUAGAGAAGGCCAAGGAAGACAUGCUUAACCAGUUAUACAGUUCUAUAAGUGCCCAAAGCACGCAAAGGAUUGAAGACCUACUUCAGGAGGACAAAAACAUGAGAAGUAAGAGGGAGCUUUGCCAGAAGCAGUCUGCCCUUCUUUCAAAACUCAUGAGCACACUCAGCGUCCACGACAACCGAGCAGCCGCUGCCACCAGCUGGGCUAAUAGUGGUGUUGGAGCAGAAAGCAGCCCAAGAACACCUGCUUCAGGUGGUGAUGACUGGAGGGCUGCAUUUGAUGCUGCUGCAAAUGGUCGCGCUGACUCAUUCAGGUCCAGGUCAAAUGGCCACAAUCGGCGAUACAGUGAUCCACCCCAGAACGGUGACGAUACAUCAAGCUCACACUCAAGCCGCCGCACACCUAAUCGAUUGCCACCAGCACCACCACCACAAUCAACUUCACCAUACAGAUAUUAGGUAAGCUUUAGACCCAAAAAAUAUUAUUCAUGCAUUCUUGUCGAGCGUCGUGGGUGUUCUGUCUUGUCCCAUCUUGCUCCAUAUUUGAGCAUUUCCCAAGCUCAAAAUUAUUUUACUGUAGCAUUGUAGACGUAGAAUAGAUUCAUUUGUAGAUAUAUAAUAUUGCAGUUAGUAUGGUCUGAUUUUGAUAUGUAAUUUCGAUAUCAUGUUCAUUGAUAUUACAUAUUGAUUUCUUUGUCAUGUAUUUGUUUGUAUUGAAUCUUAAUGA
Molecule: messenger RNA, 3190 nt
Organism: Pistacia vera
Lineage: Eukaryota; Viridiplantae; Streptophyta; Magnoliopsida; Sapindales; Anacardiaceae
Product: dynamin-2A-like
Exons: 22
Coding region: 169-2922 (917 amino acids)
Cellular component (GO): microtubule; cytoplasm; membrane
Molecular function (GO): GTPase activity; GTP binding; microtubule binding
Source: RefSeq, a predicted model, not a curated record